AGGGCAAACUAUUUUCAUUCACUUCUACACUAAUAAAAAAAAGUUAUGCUAAAUUGUUAUUCAUUUAUUCAUUAUUAUCAUUAUCUAAAAUAUUUCAGUACAUAUUUUGUUUAUUUAUUUGAAAUAAUUAGAAUUCUCAAAUCUUUAAGAAUUUACCGAAUUUACCAUGAAAAAUAACAUUUUGUCAGCCAUUUAGCUAAAAGAUCAAUUUACACCUACAGUGUAACAUCGGCUAAUGCAAAAAAAAAUCAGAGACGUUCCAAGCAAAAACAGCAGGCUGUGGUCUUUUUAGUGGAGAAAAAUGUCGGACGAGAGUUUUGCAAAUAGUUUUCCAACAAAUAAAGUUCUUAGCAAGCAGUUGAAAAGGAAAGCAAGUGACUUUCUAAAUUCACGCAAAAAUGCUAAUAAUUUGGUUGAUAUAAUUCAGUGCCUGGAAAAAUCCAUUGGCGACCAAAAUGCCUCCCCAAUCAUCCCAUGUGUUCUGGCGUUGGAGACAAUAUUCACGGAACUGCUGAAAAAUCACUCCAUGGUGAUUGCCGUGCAACCCCUGAAGCCAAAAGAGAAUUCUCCGGAAGUUCAGUACCGAGAAUGGCUACGUGAUCGCUAUGGGGAAGCGUAUCAGUUCAUUCUCAAGUGCAUGUGCCUGGAGAAGACGUCCGAAUCAAUUCAGGCUCUCGCCACGGCAAUGAAUCUCCUGGCGUACGAGGGUAGAUUCCCAAUUGAUUACGUGACGGAUUCCUCGUAUUACUUUCCCUGCUCCAAAUUGCGCAGUGUUCUGCAGCAUCUGCUGUCCGCUGAGAAGACCAAUGAGCACCUCAUUAGUCGUUUUCAGGAAUUUGCAGCGUACCACGAUGUUUUGCAGUAUUCGUGGAAGUUCCUUCCUGGCAUUACGCCUCGUGGUCAGAUUCCGAGUGAAAUCUACGUGGAUAAUUACUUAAACCUCAUCAAUUCAAUGCCAAUCAAGGGUGUGGAACAGGAGCAGAUUAAUCUACUCUGUGAUAAUUCAGACAAAGUUAAGAUGGUAUUUGACUACCAAGUUAUUCGGAAGAAUAUCAACAAAUCCUGGGCAUGUGUAAUGCACUGGCAGCACAGAGAGGCAACACAUCAGAAGGUCCUGAUGGUCCUCCUCGAAAGGGUUCUACCUCAUCUCGAUAAACCACUGGCCCUCACAGACUUCCUCAUGGAUUCCCUUGAUGCAGGUGGUGCCAUUAGUUUACUAGCUUUCCAGGGAGUGUUCACGUUAAUCCAGGAACACAAUCUCACGUACCCCUUUAUCUACGAGAAGCUCUACUCGAUGUUUGAACCCGAAAUUUUUCAUACGAAAUUCAAAGCGCGCCUCUUCUACCUGGCAGAUCUCUUUCUUAGCUCAACACAUCUGCCGGAAGCCCUUGUGGCGGCUUUUGUAAAACGCCUCGCACGUCUCACAUUAGUUGCACCGCCGCAGGACAUUGUUAUAUGCUUGUAUUUCAUUGGGAACCUCAUAAUUCGCCAUCCGGGACUAAAGAGACUCAUUUGCCAUCCAAAUGGGGGCCAGGUGACGCGAGAUCCCUUCAUAAUGGAUGAAUGUGAUCCAACAAAAUCCAAUGCCAUUGAGAGCUCACUCUGGGAAAUUGCAGCACUCCAGAAUCAUGGGAUUCCCUCAAUUGCCACAGCUGCGAAAUUCAUUUCGAAUCCCCUGCCGACAAUUGAGUGGGAUUUGACGCAAGUUGUGGGUGUUACGGAGGACGACCUCUUUGAUCAGGCCAUUAAGAAAAGUUCCAAGGCGGCUUUUCUUACCUUUGACAGACCAACUUCGAUGUUUGUACCAAAAGGCGAUAGGACGCAGGAAUUUUGGAAGUUAUUUUAAAACACAACUAAUUAGGAGAUUUUAUUGAAAUUUGUUACCCAAAUCUUAUAAUAUUUUACAAUUUUAAAUUGAAGAAUAAUAAUGUCAUUCAACAACCUAUCUGCGGUAAUUGUAAUUUGAUGAUACACAUAUAGGAAUUCAAUUAAAUUGAAUUUUUCUGAAUUUUCCAACAAAA
Messenger RNA from Lutzomyia longipalpis, 2021 nucleotides. RefSeq names its product nucleolar complex protein 4 homolog A. The record is from RefSeq and is a predicted model, not a curated record. Gene Ontology annotation, biological process: ribosome biogenesis. The transcript is spliced from 5 exons. Bases 302 to 1846 code for a protein of 514 amino acids. NCBI's taxonomy places the organism in Eukaryota, Metazoa, Arthropoda, Insecta, Diptera, Psychodidae. Gene Ontology annotation, cellular component: nucleolus; Noc4p-Nop14p complex; small-subunit processome.